UUCUAGUUAAAGAGGAAUAACCUCGCGUAUUAUUUAAUAAUUUUAUAGAAAAAAACAAAAAUAUUAUAAAAUUUUAUUAAUUACAACGAAUUUUCUUGAAAUUCUUAAACGAUAUUCGCGUUAUAAAAAACAAAAUUAUAGAAAAAACAAUGAAGAAAACUUACGUUAUUGCAUUUUUCUUAUUAAUAAAUUUUGUUUACGGUAUUCCUUUUCCGCAUGAAGGACAUGAUCAUUCGAAAGAUGAGAUUACGGUGAGUUCAAGUGUAUCAUCAUCAUCAUCUUCAUCGUCGUCUUCAUCAUCAGAAAACUCAGAAAAACCAAAAGAAACAAUUUUAAUUGGUGAAAUAAUUGAAAGUGGUAAAUCAGAAGAAAAAAAAUUAGAAGAACCAAAAAAUGAAGAAAAACCAUCAUCAGAUCCAGUUGAUAUAAGAAUAUCAGAAGAACCAAAAAAUGAAGAAAAAAAAUCUGAAGUCAUCGUAGAAAAUGGUUAUAGUUCAGUAGCAGUAGCAUCUGCAACACCUGAAACACCAAAAGAACCAGCUUCUGCAAUUAUUGUAAUGGAAAUGGAUACUGGAAUUAAAAAUCCAAGUGAUGCACCUAUUGAAAUGGUUAUGAUUGAAGAAGUACCAAAAAAAAUUGAACCAAUUGCUGGAUCAGAAGCAGCUAAAGAAGAACCAAUUAAAGAAGAACCAGCUAAAAUUGAAUCUGUAUCAGAAGGUGCAGCAAUUGAAAUAAAACCAGUUUCAGAAAAUGCUGAAAAUUCAAAAGAACCAACAUCAACUGCUAAUACAUUAACAACAAGUGCUGAUGAACAUCAAGGACAUGAAAAUGAAUCAGAAAGGAAAGCUCGUCAAUUUGGUCAUCGUUUCGGUUUUGGUGGAUUCAGACCAUUAGGUUUCGGUGGAUAUGGAGGUUAUGGUGGCUAUGGUGGUUUAGGUGGUUUCGGUAGCUAUGGCGGUUAUGGUGGAUAUGGUGGUGGAUAUGGUGGAUUUGGUGGUGGAUAUGGUGGUUUCCGUUAUCCAUAUGGUGGUUAUGGUGGUUUUGGUGGUUACAGGCAUCAUCACCGUUAUGGUGGCUAUGGUGGAUAUGGUGGAUAUGGUGGAUAUUAUGGUUAA
Condylostylus longicornis is the source of this 1115-nucleotide messenger RNA. RefSeq names its product guanyl-specific ribonuclease pgl-1-like. The record is from RefSeq and is a predicted model, not a curated record. Bases 150 to 1115 code for a protein of 321 amino acids. NCBI's taxonomy places the organism in Eukaryota, Metazoa, Arthropoda, Insecta, Diptera, Dolichopodidae. The transcript has 2 exons.